GUGUGACUGUCUGCUGUGCUGAGGCUGAGCCGGAGACUCAGUCAGUGAGGGGCGGGGCGGCCGGGUGACGUCAGCACACCUGGUAACAGCCGCCGGACUCUCCCUCGCUCUCUCUCUCCCCUUGCCAGGGCUCAGUCUCCGGGAAGGGAAGCGGCGCUGGGAUAGAGCCGGGAGAGGGGGACGCGGCUGAUUGGCCGGCGCGGGUCACGUGGAGCUGUGGUGUCUCUCUGCCUGCUGCUGGGCGCUGGGGUGUCGUCGGCGGUAGUCGGAACGGAGGGAGCCGGUGAAGGGGAAGGGGCCCGGACGGAGGAGAGGAGAUACAGCGCCGGGCGGAGUGGAUGGGCUGACAGCGCCGACUGUGGCAGCGGACGUGAGGGGAGUGAGAGGCCGGAGAGUGACUCCCCUUCCCGGGCAGCAUGGUUGAGUACAUUGUGGAAUAUGACUACGAAGCGGUACAUGAAGAUGAGCUGACGAUACGGGUGGGGGACAUUAUCAAGAAUGUGAAAAAGCUGGACGAGGAGGGCUGGCUGGAGGGCGAGAUCAAUGGAAAACGAGGAGCUUUCCCCGAUAACUUUGUUAAGGAAGUCACAAAGGAUACUGAACCAAAGGAAGAAAAUGUGUCUAAAAGGGAAAAAGCUGGAAAUGUGGCUAGUUUAGUGCAGAGAAUGAGCGUGUAUGGGAUUCCUGGAAUAAGACCACCACCUCAGAACAGGUCCUUCAAGAAAAAAUCCAAAAAGAGACAAUGUAAAGUUGUCUUCGAAUACAUUCCACAGAAUGAAGAUGAGCUGGAGCUUAAAAUCGGAGAUAUACUUGAAAUCACUAAUGAGGUAGAAGAGGGCUGGUGGAGCGGGACCUGCAGCGGGCGUUCUGGGCUGUUUCCGUCUAACUUUGUGAAAGAGCUGGACCUGUCCGACGAUGGUGAAAGCCAGGAAAGCUCCGAAGAUCCAGCUGAUCCUCCUGCUGUUACUUCCCCUACGUCACCUGUACCAUCACCAGCUAGUAACUCAGAAGGGUCUCCCGUGACGGUGGCGCAGCCCAAGAAGAUCAUGGGAGUUGGAUUUGGAGAUAUUUUCAAAGAAGGGUCUGUGAAGCUCAAGCCAAGGAUACCGACCGCCGAACCAGAAGUCAGAAAGCCUGAUAAGCCAUUACCCACCCCAACACCAGCGACAAAAGUGGCUCGCACAACAAGUUCAGACCUACCACGGACAGAAACAGACAGCAAACCUAAAGCCAAAGAGAUGUGCAGGGCGCUGUAUCCUUAUGAGGGCGUAAAUGAGGAUGAGCUUAGUUUUAAAGAAGGGGACAUCAUCCAUGUAUUAAGUAAAGAUACUGGGGAUCCAGGCUGGUGGAGAGGAGAACUGAAUGGGAAAGAAGGAGUUUUUCCUGACAACUUCGCUGUAAUCUGCGAUUCUGAAAAGGAAAAGCCAAAGAAGCCUCCCCCUCCUACAAAAAGUCCAGUACCAAAGCCAGAACUUCGUAUUGGAGAAAAGAGGUUCACUCCCCCCAAACCAGAAGAGAAAGAAGAGAAGCCAUUUUUGGAUCCUAAGCCUUGCAAACCAGCCGCACCUCAGGUACCCCCAAAGAAACCCAUCCUUGUAAACAAGUCUAAUAGUCUACACAAGCCAGCCACCAUCCCGCCCAAACGGCCGGAGAAGCCAGCAUUCACUGCACCCCCAUCCAAGCCGAAUGGGGAGUCGCCUAUUAAUCGACCAAAGUCUGAGCCUGAGCCGUUUAGUAAAACAAAAAUGGACCUGGAACAGAUAUUAAGUCGACCAAAAUCCGUGGAGGUUGAGCCGAGUGCGGUGAAAAGCCCCAGAGAAAGUGCUCCAUCAGAGAACAGCUUUGAUGAUGUGCUGUCUACCUCAGAAAACCUUUCCCACCCAACUGCCAGCAGACCAAAGAUGACCGGCAAGAGACCUCCCGGCCGAUUCAACGGUCUGAGUGCUAAUAAUAAAGAUCUGAUUGAGAACCAAAAGGUACUUCAUACCGAAGAAGAGGAGAGUGCCAAAAUCGUAAUAGCAGAAGUAAAGAAGCCAUCCGUUUCCAUACCUGCAACCCCUAUCUUCACACCCACGUCAACUGUGUCAAGACCCAGCACCACUCCCUUAAGUCCUGUCUUUAUGGAUGUCAAAGCAAAGUAUGAUCUCCAUGAUGGAAAGAAGAGCGAGGUGGAUGAGUUACGGGCACAGUUCAACGAGCUGCUAACGGUCGUGGAUGCACUCCGAAAAGAACAUAGGAAAGAGCUGGAUAAAAUAAAGAAAGAUUUAGAAGAGGAAAGAAUGCUACGUACUAGUUUAGAAAGUGACAUUGACAAGCUAAAGAAAGCCGUGCAGCUGACAUGAAGCAGCCUGUUCCUGUCCUUUCAGAGUUCAACGUCCGUUUCAGAUAUUUAAUGGUCCGCUUUCUCACAUUCAUGGGAAACACCGUUAACAUAUAUUGCGUGUCUCUAAAGACGACCAUUCUUUUUUCCUUUCUUUUUGUUUUGCCAAUAAGAUGAAAGGGGCCUUAACUUCUUCCUGUGCUGGCGCUGCAGACCUUCUCUUUCCUGGUUUUGCUGGAUUAUACUACUGAACUUCCAUGUAAAGAGACAGAAUUUCUUUAUCAGACUUUUUAUUGAAUACUUAUAUUGUCAUUUUUAAAUAUGUUUAUGCUCUGAAUAAGGUGAUAUAUCUUUACGAAUAAUCUGUAAUAUAGUCUUAUCAGGGGUCCAAAAUAGCCUUAGAUUAUUGGUAGCUGAUGUUUUCCUACACUUGGAAAGGGAAAUAUAUUUUUGACAUAACUUUUUUUGUUUUUUUCUGUAUAUUUUAGCUUUCUUACUCCGAAUUGCCCACAGUUGUGCCUCUGCGCAGCCUGAGUAUUAAUAACAAGCUGUGUAUAAUUAAGUUUAUAUAGAAUAGUGAUAUGUUAAUUUACUUUGUUGGAAACAUCGGACACAUGCAAAUUUAGUAAAACAUCGUCUUUUUUUUUUUUUUUUUUUAACUUUAGUAAUAUAUAACAUAAACAUCAAGUCACUUGCACUAGGAUACGUACAAGGGAAUGUGUUAAUCAAUGCAGUUUAAUGGGAGCAUUGCACUUACACUGGAUAAUUCCUCGAUCACAUCUAUGAAAAUCAUUCCAUGAGCACUUUCCCAAUUCGGUUUCCGCAUGCAUAAUUAAACCUUCCGUUCUAACGCAAGCCCGUUUAGUCUCCCUGCGAUGACAGAGGCUCUUUGGCACUAUGCAAUACCUUAUUUUUUACAUACGCAGAAAAUCAUUAAGUAUUUGUGUAUUACUUUACUCCUGUUUCUGUCACAUUUGUCUGUUUUGUUUGUUUUAUUAAAAAUCCGUUCAGCCAAGUGACAGUAUAAAUGAUUGGACUAAGAUUAUAUUCUUCUAAAAUAUUGGGUGAUUGUCUAUGAGAGAGAGAUGAACUGGUUUUUGUCAUGUUUCGGUUUUUAUUUUGUAAUAUAUUUUCAUAUACCAGUAUCCGAUUAGCUGCUAUGGGACUGCUUAAUUGAAAUGUAAAUCAGUAAAUGAUACCUUGAAUUAUAUACACAUGCAUUUUGCCAUCUGGCGCUAACCAUAUGGCAUCGGGACUGUUCCUAACCCUGCCUGAGGUUGAGCUUUGCUCCCUCUCCUCUUCCCUCUCUGUCAUAUAAAUAUUAUGCUGUAGCGAUUGCUACCCGGCCUUUGAUAGGUGCCAGCAUCCCCACCCGAUUUCUCAUCACUGCUACUCCCCCCUGCGAUCAGGUGAGAGCCACGGUGUUGCUGUAGGACAAGUUCAGUGUUGCUGUCUGUAGCGGCACGCAGAGACCUAAAGGUGUGGAUUAUUCUAUCAGGCUGUUUCUCUCUUUGUAACCCCCGUACAUCCCGUCAUCUCCGUACACUAUCACUAUCCGUUAUUGUGGGAGUGGCAGCACUAAUGGAAACAGCUAGAGGAAACUAUUGCCCCAACCUUGUUUCCUCUCCCUACGCCUUCUGCUGCCUAAGACAGCUGCUGGUCUUGCCUCAUUACCAGAACGCCCCUCUAUUGUAUGGAUGCAUCUUGGAUGUUGAACGGAGGAUGAGACUGGAUAACUCUGAAGUCUUGGCAGCCUGGUACUCUUCAGGUGCCGCGGAGCAUCUGCAGCGAUUGCAAACCAAUCAUUGCUUAGCCCUGCUUUAAAGCAUUGCUGUCCUAUGUGAAGAGGACAGCAUAUAUAUUGCAAGCAAUGGGCUCCAGCAAAAGAGAUUCUCAUACAACAGUCUACAAAGGUUUCGGAUGGUGGCGGGCCACAUCCCCCUACAGGCCGCCUGGAGGGACAGCCCUGCUCUAAAGCAUGCUCAGACUUGUUCUUUUCAACAGACAUCUGCAUGUAGACAAUCAGUAUAAUCUGAACAUGUAAAUUAUAUCACAAAUUAUAAAUGGCCUUUUUUAUGUAGCAAUAAAUUUGAUAAAAGUGCAAUGAGAUAAUUUAACAAAAGUAAUUUUUUUUGGGAAGCUGCUAUGGAUGUUUGUAGCCAUGCAAAGUGUCACACUAAUGUCUGUUUUAUGUGGACAAGGAAAAACGAAAUUAUACUGAACAUUCCAAAUCCCACGAAGCUGCUUAUGUCAGCGUAUUGAAUUGACUGUUUACAGGUGCUGUAAUAUAAUGCAUGCUUUCAGGGCAGUUAAUAAAAUGAUUGAAUUUUC
Molecule: messenger RNA, 4651 nt
Organism: Pseudophryne corroboree (corroboree frog)
Lineage: Eukaryota; Metazoa; Chordata; Amphibia; Anura; Myobatrachidae
Gene: CD2AP
Product: CD2 associated protein
Exons: 18
Coding region: 417-2342 (641 amino acids)
Biological process (GO): cell migration; actin filament organization
Cellular component (GO): cytoplasm; plasma membrane; vesicle
Molecular function (GO): protein binding
Source: RefSeq, a predicted model, not a curated record